AUGACACGUCCCACCGAUACAUCAGCAGUGGCUUAUCAAGGUCCACCUCUCUACGCUGUCCCUGAAGAUCUGGUUCACCUAAACGUCCUUGAUAUGAACAAUACCGAUGAGCGUCUCUGGGUACCGCAAGCUAAAGACGUCUGGUUUCGUCCCCUGCUGUUCAAUACAUCCCAAGGCUAUUUCGUCAAUCUCCUGCGAGUCAGAAAGUCCGGGAUUUUAUCGCGACAUCGUCAUGCCGGACCUGUACAUGCAACAACGCUCAAGGGUCGAUGGCACUACCUGGAACAUGAUUGGUGGGCAGAAGAAGGAUCUUAUGCUUUUGAGCCUCCCGGAGAUAUCCACACGUUAGAGGUGCCGGAAGGUGUGGAAGAGAUGAUCACCAUGUUUCAUGUAACUGGCGCAUAUAUUUAUGUAGAUCCAAUGGGAAAACCAGAAGCUGUGGAGGAUGUGUUCUCGAAGAUUGAUCUGGCUAGAGCUCAUUUUGAAAAGGUGGGAUUAGGCGCAGACUUCGUAAAUCAUUUCAUACGUUGA
Kwoniella shivajii is the source of this 531-nucleotide messenger RNA. RefSeq lists its product as uncharacterized. Lineage: Eukaryota; Fungi; Basidiomycota; Tremellomycetes; Tremellales; Cryptococcaceae. The transcript has a single exon. The record is from RefSeq and is a predicted model, not a curated record. The coding region runs from base 1 to 531 and encodes 176 amino acids.